Molecule: messenger RNA, 759 nt
Organism: Toxotes jaculatrix (banded archerfish)
Lineage: Eukaryota; Metazoa; Chordata; Actinopteri; Toxotidae
Product: dual specificity protein phosphatase 13A family protein
Exons: 3
Coding region: 101-748 (215 amino acids)
Biological process (GO): negative regulation of MAPK cascade; protein dephosphorylation
Cellular component (GO): cytoplasm
Molecular function (GO): MAP kinase phosphatase activity; protein tyrosine/serine/threonine phosphatase activity
Source: RefSeq, a predicted model, not a curated record
ACGAGUGAAGUGGAACUGAAACAGAACCAAAGGCAACAGACGGCAGCGUGAUUUAGUUUCAUGGACAAAACAGAACGAUUUACGGCCUUCAAACUGAAAAAUGUCUAACAGAAAGUCGGUCACAGGCGCUGUCUCAGAGGUGAGAGGUAAUUCUCAAAGCUCAGACCCAGAAGAGGAAGAAAAGUGUCCACGUAUGACAGAGGAUCGAGAGCAGACAUUAUGGGAGAGCCCGUCUCUCCAGGAGCUGGAGGAGGUUUUACAUUCAGCUCCACGCUCCUGUCGCCACGGAGAUGAGGUGUGGCCAAACCUGUUGCUCGGAGACAUGUUUAUGUCUCAUGACAAGCUUGGGCUCUGGCAGCUGGGCAUCACCCAUGUGCUGAAUGCCUCACACGGUAAACUGUGCUGUAAGGGCAGUGAUGAUUUCUAUGGGACCACCGUAAAAUACUAUGGAGUCCCGGCCAAUGACCUGCCAACAUUCGACCUUUCACCUUUUUUCUACCCCGCAGCUGAGUUCAUUCACCAGGCCCUGACAUCAGGAGGAAAGGUGUUUGUGCACUGUGCUGUGGGUGUGAGUCGCUCGGCUUCGUUGGUCCUAGCCUACCUGAUGAUCUAUCACCACCUCACUCUUCUGUCCUCCAUACGCUGUGUGCAAGAGAAACGCUGGAUUUUUCCAAAUAGAGGCUUUCUGAGACAGCUUAAAGACCUGGACCGAAAGCUGCAGGACAAAGGAUUGAAUGAGCCAAAAUAAAAAAAAAACAA